This is a messenger RNA of Cuculus canorus (common cuckoo), 4944 nucleotides long. Its product is annotated as serine/threonine-protein kinase Nek3-like. NCBI's taxonomy places the organism in Eukaryota, Metazoa, Chordata, Aves, Cuculiformes, Cuculidae. The record is from RefSeq and is a predicted model, not a curated record. The transcript has 17 exons. Gene Ontology annotation, biological process: protein phosphorylation. Gene Ontology annotation, molecular function: protein kinase activity; ATP binding. Bases 329 to 1861 code for a protein of 510 amino acids.
AGCCCCGCGGGCAGCGCAGCCGCAGGCACUGAGCGGGGCGGCUCCCCUGGAAAGCGCCACCUCUGGACGACGUCGGAGUGUUGAAGGAAAUUCAUCAGGCUGUUUGUUUCCUUUCAGACUCCGGGUAAAUGGGCGGGUUUGGCCUUUCAGAAAGGAUGAAGCCCCGAGCUGGCUGCUAGAAACAACCCGUCGGGCUGAGAAACACCGCGUGCACAGAUUAUGUUAGCAACAAAUUUUAAAAUAAAGUAAUCAAGAUCAUCACAAAGUUUAGAAGAUCAUCCUGUGAAAGGGUGCCUGAAGAGACGUGUUGGAGAUAGGCUUACAGAGCAUGGAAGAAUACAAAGUGUUGAAAGUACUAGGAGAAGGAUCCUUUGGCAGAGCUCUCCUAGUUCAUCAUACAAUCAGUGACCAGCAUUAUGCAAUGAAGGAAAUAAGGCUUCCGAUGUCUUCAUCUGAUGUAGAGAACUCUAGGAAGGAAGCAGUUCUUUUGGCUAAAAUGAAACAUCCAAAUAUCGUUGCCUUUAAAGAAUCAUUUGAAGCUAAUGGACAUCUGUAUAUAGUGAUGGAAUAUUGUGAUGGUGGAGAUCUAAUGCAAAAAAUUAAACAACAAAGAGGAAAGUUGUUCCCUGAAGAUAUGAUCCUUUACUGGUUUGUGCAGAUGUGCCUGGGUGUGAAGCACAUUCAUGAUAAACGUGUAUUGCACAGGGAUAUCAAAUCCAAGAAUGUCUUCCUCACUCAAGAUGGAAAAAUCAAAUUGGGAGAUUUUGGAUCUGCGCGUCUGCUUGCACAUCCAGCGUUAUAUGCUUGCACAUACUUGGGAACUCCUUAUUACGUACCUCCAGAAAUAUGGGAAAACACAGCAUACAACAACAAAAGUGAUAUAUGGUCUCUGGGCUGUAUUCUGUAUGAGCUGUGCACUCUUAGACAUCCAUUUCAAGCCAACAGCUGGAAACAUCUCAUCCUUAAGAUAUGCAAAGGGUCCUACAGUCCACUACCAUCUCACUAUUCCUAUGAACUUCAUUACUUAAUAAAACAGAUGUUUAAGAGAAAUCCCCAGAGUCGUCCGUCAGCCAAUACAAUUCUUACAAGAGGCUGCUUAACCAAACUUAUCAAAAAUUGUUUGCCUUCUGAGCCAAGUAAAGAUGAAAGUAGCAAGCACAGCCCUUUAGAAAGGAAAAAUAUUAGUGAGGAUUUGAGUGAAAGCACAAAGGAACAAAGGAAAUCUGAUGAAGAGGCAGAAACUUCUGAAGUUGCCCAAGGAAUUACUGAUUCAUCACAUCCCCAUCGAAGGCAAUGGGAAAAGAAAAUAUCCAGUACUGUAGUGGAGGUCCUGGAAAAUGCAUCCUUGCUCUCCUCCGGUGUUACAUCUGAAGAGGAUAAAAGUGGCUGUGUCAUAAACUACAGUGAAAAUAAGCCACGUAAGCAGUGGAACAAGGAAACUCCGCAGACUCUGAUGAACAUUCUCAGUAACGCAGAUGUCAACCUAGCAUUUAAAACAUACACGAUUUAUAAACCAGCUCAAGAACUGAAUAAAGUUGUGACAAAAACGCAGCAGCUGCAGAGCUGUGCAGUCUCCACCCUGCCAAGCGGCCUGGUGCGUGCGUUAGGAAGGCGAAAAGAAUGGGCUGUAAGCCCAACAGCUCCUGGAAAUAUAGUUAGAGGUCCGCUUUCCAGUGAAACUGAAGAAUCUGAUGAAGUAGAUGGUGAACAUGAAGCUAUUGUCACAGAUUCUGAGAGACUGGAGCCUAGAUCUGAUGACGAUGACACGGACUUUGAGGAAGAUGACCCAGACUGGAUCUCAGAACUGAAAAUGAUAUUGGAAAACGGUGACAGAGAACUUGAAUUUACCUGCAAUAACUGAAGUUAAGCUUGCCAGUAUAUAUAAUCCAAGUCAGUGUUGUCAGCAGUUGUAGGUGUUAAUAGAGUUACUUCAGUCAAAAUAUUCUGAGUUGUUGUGUGUUCUGUAUCACAAUAACUGACGGUAGAAAACAGACAACAAAUUUUUUAGGCUGAAAACUUGCAAAUAGAUAAACAAGCCUAGAUUGGAAAUGUAUUUGGAGUUGGUAAAAGCCUUGCAGAAAUGUUCAGUCAAAAGCAACAGUGCUACAACUUGUCCAAGUUGAUCCCAUAUCAUAAUUUGAAAAGCUGGUGUAACGCGAAGAGGACGUGUCAAGAUUUUCUUCCUGACUACAUAGUGAACUGCGGCAUUGUGGUGUGCUGAUCCUGGCUGGACACUCUGCUCCUCAGCUGGACAGGGGAGAGAGAGUAUAACGGAAGGUUCAUGAGUCGAGAUAAGGACAGGGAGAGAUCACUCACCAAUUCCUGUCAGGGGCAAAAGAGACUCGACUUGGGGAGAUUUGUUUAAGGUAUUACUGAUCAAAUCAGAUGAGGGUAAUGAGAAAUAAACCCAAAUCCCGAAAACCCUUUCCCUCCACUCCUCCCUUCUUCCCAGACUCAACUUCACUCCUGAUUUCUCUACGUCCUCCUUGCGAGUUGUGCAGGGGGACAGGAAAUGGGAGUUACAGUCAGUUCAUCACACAGCAGUUGUUCCUGCUGCACCUUCCUCCUCAGGGACCAGACAGUGCUCAACAUUCCUGUUUUCUUGCUAUGCUUUUAUUGCAUCCAACCUCUUGACCACGUUGCCAUACCACAAACGCUGUUAGGGAGAGAAUUAAUUCCGAGCUUCUUCUUAUGGAAAGGAGAUUUAAUUUUCUUUUUUUUUUUGUCACCUGGAAAAGACAGACAAACCUGUUAAGUUUCAUGGUGACAGCCACUUCAAAGCUACCUCCUCUAGAAAGUAGUACUGUGGCUUUCAGGGGUAAAAAGAGUAAAAGCACCUCGGGGUUUCUAUCACAUCUUUGCAACAGCUGCAAAAAAUGCAAACAUGCAGAUUGUUGCAGUGCAUGAAAACACCUGCAUUUACCACUUCUUUGUCAUACAGGGAAUAAACCAGCAGGAACGACCACUGGGAAGUUUUAGGUCAGUAACCUCCAGAGUGAGAAAAAUGUCGUGCUAUCAGAUAGCUGCAGCUCUGCUGUUUGAGCUUGUUCUUGGAGUUACAUUUUCUGGAUGGGUCACUUCCAUUAGCAGUGGCUUCUGAUUCUAAAAAGCCGCUUGCCUAGAGCAGUAGCUGCCAUUUCUCUAACUUUGCACUAAACCCAGGGCUUCUUCUACUACCUCAGCUGGAUAAGGGUACCUGGCUCUCCUGUGCCACUCUUAGGACUUUCAUGCUAAUACCAUUACACAAUUUUCCUUAGAAAUUUUUCCACCUUCUUUCCACGUAAAUAUAAGCAGAAAAGGUCUAUGACUUCAGACUCUGUAGUAAAUAAUAGAGAGAAUAGGAAGAACUAGGUCUAGUCUGCUGUCUGUCUCCCACCUAUCCAGCCAUCCCCUGGAAAGCAGUGGCUGAAAUGGUUGUGGCUGUGCUCAGGAAGGUACCAGCUGAGUGCUGGGCAGUGGCAAGGAAAGCGCUCGAAAAAGCACAGCCCCUUUGUCUGACCCAGAACCACCAUUUUCAUGUUCUUCCUGCAUUUGAGAUUUGUUAGUCUUUAUGCACAGGUAUAUUGUAAUGCGGGCAUCAACCAACAGACACAAUACCAGUCAGUCAGCAGGCAGCAAAUGGGAGUUGUAGUCAGUUCGUUGCAUGUUGUCCCUGCUGCUCCUUCCUCUUCAGGGACAAGACUCCUCACACUCUUCCCCUGCUCCAGCGUGGCAUCCCUCCCAUGGGGUGCAGUCCUUCAGGAACAGGCUGCUCCCAUCUUGGUCCCCACAGGGUCACAAAUCCCGCCAGCAAACGUGCUCCAGCCUGGGCUCCUCUCUCCAAGGGCCCAGAGCUCCUGCCAGGAACCUGCUGCAGCUGCUUUUCACAAAAGCACCUUGCUUUAAGCUCAGGUCAAGCUUCCAGUGAAGCUCAAGUGGAUUUUAAACCUCAGCUCCAGAAACAACACUUCUGUACACAAUGCCUACAUGUAGUUGAACACAAGCGUAAGUUGGAAUUAAGGACAAAAGACAAAGCUGGAAUUGUGUGGGAACUGUGUCUGGUGUCUGUCACUAGGGCGCAUCUUCCUUCUCCCUGUGCCAUAACCAGAGAGAUCCUUUCCACUUAGAACACUGCUUUGGCUGGAGAAAACCUGCCCUUGUCACUCUCACGGCAGUGACAAUGGGACAUCUGCAGGAAGAGGCAGAGUCUGACAGCCGAGGGCACCAGGAUGGGCACAAAGCAUCCAGGGACAGAUCCAGACCCUGGGCUGCAGUGGGCAAAGCACUGACAGCAGCUGGAGGGAGGUGACCUUUCUCUGCCCAGUGCUGGUGAGGCAAUGGCCAAGGCAUCUCUGAAGAGGAGUAGGUCCCUUGUCCUCAUCCAGCUUUGUCUUUUGUCCUUAACUCCAACUUACGCUUGUGUCCAUCACCAAGAGGGUUCAGAAGCGCUCCACUGGUGCUUCCCUUCCACAGCUCCUUGUUCUCUUUGCCUUGGUAUCAGAUGGGACCGGUGGGAGGAAGAGAGGACUGGCCAGGCCCUUUGCACGGCGAAGGACACCAGCUGCUGCAGAGGUGCCAGGGCCAUCGGGCGGUGGCAGCAGGAGGGCUCUCUUUGGACAGCCCCUGGCAGAGAUCUGCAGCCAGGAUGGCAGACUGCCCCAGCCCAUCCAGGACCUGCUGGCUCUCCUGCACCAGCAGGGGCCGUCCAUGGAGGAGAUCUUCCACCUGUCAGAGAGCAAGAGAGCCUCCCGAGAGCAGCAGUGGGAGCAGAGGUCCAACUCCAAGGCCAGCCCGCGGUCCUGCUGGCUUCCAUCUUUAAGGACUUCCUGCAAAAGAUCCCCUCCAAGCUCCUCCAGGUACAGCUCUAUGAGGAGUGGAUGGGUGCCCUGCAGAAGAGCAGCAGGCAGCAGAGGCUGGCAGGACUGAAAGACUAAGUGUGGCGAGCAGCGUGCCGGCUGUGCAGAG